AUGACCACCGAGGAGUUUGCUGGGUUUUGGACAAAAAUGAAAUACGAAAGAAAAGAAGAAGUGGUUGGGGAGUUUGCGAUAGAUGAUAUCGAAGUUGUUAAACAAAGACUGGAGGGCGGUUUAAACAGCGAUGUAUUCGAAGAUCAUGUCAAUGCUGCUGAAUUACAUGGCAAAUUUCAUAUUGUCGAGAUUAAAG
Molecule: messenger RNA, 196 nt
Organism: Acaulospora colombiana
Lineage: Eukaryota; Fungi; Glomeromycota; Glomeromycetes; Diversisporales; Acaulosporaceae
Source: the annotation of a GenBank genome assembly